UUCACCGUUCACCUCUUCAGGAGACUGAUUUAGUCGGGCACAGGUUCACCUUAGCCGGACGAGCUUCAAAGCACGCGAUAGAAAACGAUUCGGUGACCGUAAUUUUCACCUGUCGAGUUUCACUUCUAACCUGAAUUCAACGACUGUGGGCUUGCUUGAAGCAGUAGUGCGUCCGCUGCUCCCAAAGCACACAUUUUCUUGGCCGAAGGAUACGGGUUUCGAAGAGAGCAGAAUUAUUCACUGUCGAGAUUUUCAUAGAGAACAUGUUCUAAUCUCCUCGGUAUUGUCGGCAUUAUCGGUUGCCAAAGGUUCGUUACAUAAACGCGACAAAAGUUUGGACGACACAGCUCAAUCAACCGGCGUCACAUGUACAGCCCGGAAAUAUUCAAAGUACUCUCGCUCUACACGUUGUCAUGAGUAUAAACUUUUAAUAAUCACCUCAAAAAGACAAUAUCAUUCGAGAAAACCGGUAUAAAUACCGGGAACAUAAUCAAGAAAGCUACGCAGAAUUCCUAGAAGUCCGAUCCACAACAUCGUGCAUUAUGUGGCCCAAAGACGUUGGUAUCAAGGCGAUAGAAGUAUACUUCCCUGCUCAGUACGUCGAGCAAACAGAACUGGAGGAAUUCGAUGGAGUACCAGCCGGAAAGUACACCAUUGGACUGGGACAAUCCCGGAUGGGUUUCUGCAACGAUCGUGAAGAUAUUAAUUCGUUGUGUCUGACCGUGGUGCAGAGGUUGAUGGUUAGGUACGACAUAAAACCAAAGAAUGUCGGUAGAUUAGAAGUUGGAACGGAAACCAUAUUAGACAAAAGCAAAUCAGUAAAAUCUGUCCUUAUGCAGUUGUUUGCACCACAUGGCUGCACGGACAUAGAAGGAGUGGAUUCUACCAAUGCUUGUUACGGAGGUACCGCAGCUCUUUUGAAUGCUGUAGCAUGGGUAGAAAGCAGUGCUUGGGAUGGUAGACUGGCUCUAGUUGUUGCAGCUGACAAUGCUGUAUACGCUGCUGGAAGUGCUAGACCAACUGGUGGUGCAGGAGCUAUUGCCAUGGUGGUUGGUCCAGAUGCACCAUUAGUGAUUGAUCGCGGAGUAAGAUCAUCGUACAUGCAACACGAAUAUGACUUCUAUAAACCAAAUCUGAAAUCGGAAUAUCCUGUUGUAGAUGGACAAUUAUCAAUUCGAUGUUACCUUGGUGCUUUGGAUAAUUGUUAUCAGACUUACUGUGGAAAGGUCAGAAAUAAGUACAAACAAAAUAUAAAUUUAGAUAGCUUUGAUGCAUUCUUGUUUCACUCUCCAUACGGUAAACUAGUGCAAAAGUCAUUUGCUAGAUUAGCCUUUAUUGAUUUCUUGAAUAUGACUAAAGAUGAAAUGUCUCAGAAAUAUCCAGACUUGGUUGAAUUACACAGCAUGAAACUGGAAGAUACUUACUUCAAUGUAAACAUUGAGAAAGCAUUUAUGACUUUGAGUAAAGCAGCCUUUACUCAAAAAACUCAACCUUCAUUGUUUAUAUCGAAUUUGGUAGGAAAUAUGUAUACUCCUUCUGUAUAUUCUGGAUUAGUGUCCUUACUUAUUAAUAAACCCAUAAAAGAAUUAGCAGGCUAUAAAGUUGGGUUGUUUUCUUAUGGUUCAGGACUUUGUUCCACUAUGUAUUCAAUAACAAUAACGAAAGAGAUAGGAGCAGAUUCCAAGUUGAUGCAAAUUAUCUCGUCUCUUUCUUAUGUAAAAAAAGAGCUGGAUGCCCGUCAGAAAGUUUCCCCUGCUGAUUAUACAAAGGUAUUGGAAUGGAGAGAACAAAAUUGUCAUACCGUGCCAUUCAGUCCCAAGAGUAGUAUUACCAAUAUGUUCCCAGGAACAUAUUAUCUUGUUGAAAUAGAUGAAAAAUAUAGAAGGACUUAUAAGACGGUAUGAAACUUUGAAUAGUUUUUUUGUAUAUUUAGAUAACUGUUAGAUAAUUAACUUAACAUGGUAACAGUGGACUAAU
Dufourea novaeangliae is the source of this 1977-nucleotide messenger RNA. It is a transcript of the gene Hmgs, whose product is annotated as hydroxymethylglutaryl-CoA synthase 1. The transcript has a single exon. The coding region runs from base 543 to 1904 and encodes 453 amino acids. Gene Ontology annotation, molecular function: hydroxymethylglutaryl-CoA synthase activity. The record is from RefSeq and is a predicted model, not a curated record. NCBI's taxonomy places the organism in Eukaryota, Metazoa, Arthropoda, Insecta, Hymenoptera, Halictidae. Gene Ontology annotation, biological process: acetyl-CoA metabolic process.